AUGAGUAAGAAAAAUACGGUUUCAUCUGAUGUCAACAUAGUCAAAAAUGAUGCGGUUCCUCAACAUCCAGGAAUUGAACAUUUUUUAAAUUUGAAUACAAUUCUUCAUUCAUUAGUUGAUUUUAUUCGACCUGAAACCUACAUCGCCCAAGACGAAUUACAAGCAUACAAUGAACGUAAAGAUAAAUUUCUUCGGGAAUCAACAUCAAAACGUAAUAAACAACAACAAAAAGGCAAAGGACCAACUUCUACAUCAUCAUUUGAUGUAGCCGGUGUUGAAUCGAUCAGAACAACAUCAGGAAUCUAUCGAUUUCUAGCUCAUCAUGAUAAAAAUAACUCAUCAACUGCUAACAAUAAGAAAAAGUCAAGCACUCCAGUCAGCCGUGAGGAAUUAUUAAAAAAACUUCACGAUAAAAUGCCUCAUCGUCAACAACAAGCAGAGAAUGGAGUUGAAGAAAAUGGCAAACGUAAACGAACAAAAGAUAAAUCAGCCGAGCGUACAAAACGACCUCGAUCAACUACAAAAGAAUGGAUAGCACCUUCUUCAAACGAUAAUGAAGAAUCGAAACCAUCAACUAAAACUCCACCAAUUGUUCCAAAUCAAAUAACAUUUGGUCGAUUUGAAUUUAAGACUGAAGAUUCAGUUGAUACAAGUUCGAAAAAGAAAAAAACUAAAAAAUUCCAAAAUAAAAAACAACAAUUAAUUAGUACAUUGAAAAAAGUUGAAUCCGAACAAGAUGAAAUCAAUCGUUUAAAAGAAGAAAAUCCUGAAGAAGGGAAAGAAAUUUUACGUUCAAAAAAUUGGAAAACAGCAUUAGCAAAGGCCAAAGGUGAAAAAAUUCGUGAUAAUGUUCAAUUAUUACGAAAAUCAAUUAAAAAACAAAGCAAACUUCGUGAACGAUCAGCUAAAAAAUGGCAAAGGAAUAAAUCUGAAACCAAUAAACGUGUGAAAGAAAAACAAGAAAAACGUCAAACGAAUUUACAAAAGAGAAAAGAUGAUAAAAAAUCGAAAAUAAAAAAGAGAUUAAUUAAAAAAGGCCGUUUAAUUAGUUAA
Rotaria socialis is the source of this 1053-nucleotide messenger RNA. Lineage: Eukaryota; Metazoa; Rotifera; Eurotatoria; Philodinida; Philodinidae. The record is from the annotation of a GenBank genome assembly.